Drosophila hydei is the source of this 1170-nucleotide messenger RNA. RefSeq names its product larval cuticle protein A2B (gene Cpr64Aa). The transcript is spliced from 2 exons. NCBI's taxonomy places the organism in Eukaryota, Metazoa, Arthropoda, Insecta, Diptera, Drosophilidae. Gene Ontology annotation, cellular component: extracellular matrix. The record is from RefSeq and is a predicted model, not a curated record. The coding region runs from base 318 to 893 and encodes 191 amino acids.
AUUUUGUGAUCUUAGCAAGCAUUUUCAAUAUACUCCACACGAAGGCGCACUUUUUAGUUGCUUUUGUUGAUGGUGUUGUUGUUGUUGUUGUUGUUGUUUUUGCAUAAAUAUUUUUGCAGGCAGCGUCGUCGUCGUCGUUAGAGAUUUGGUUGCGGAUUUUGGGGCUUGGGCAUUUGCAGUUCGCUCGAUUUGUUGGCUUGGCUAUAAAAAGCAAUUGUCGCUCAGCAUCAGAACCACAGAGUGAGUUCAUUUGUCAGCCAAGCAGCAGCAAAAUCUCUAGUAAAAACUCCAGUAAAUCUUCAAAAACAAAAAAAAAAAUGGCACAAAAAUUGUUGCUCGUUGUUGUCAGCGCCUUGGUGGCUGUGGCCAAUGCUGUGGUGGUGCCUGGUCAUGGACUCGCUCUGCCCGGAUAUCCUAGCCUGGCUGCGCCCGUCUAUCCUGGACUGGCCAAGGUGGCCGUCGCCAAGGUGGCUGGACCCGAGCCAUACGAUCCCAAUCCACAGUACAGCUUCAGCUACGAUGUCCAUGAUGGCUCCACUGGCGAUGUGAAGAACCAGCAGGAGACGCGCAACGGCGAUGUUGUCCAGGGCUCCUACUCGCUGAUCGAGGCCGACGGCACGCGCAGAAUUGUGGAGUACACCGCUGAUCCUGUCCAUGGCUUCAAUGCGGUGGUGCAUCGCGAGGGUGUCGCUGUCAAGGCUGUGGCUCCAGUGGCUAAGGUCUUGGCACCAGCUCCACUGCUCCACGCUCCGUUGGUGGCCAAGCUGCCAGCCCUGGCGCCCGCCUAUGGUCCAGCACUGGCUCCCGCCUAUGCUCCAGCUUUGGGUCCAGCUCUGGCUCCUGCUUAUCGCCCGGCUCUGGCUCCCGCCUACUCGCCCCUGGGCUAUCACUAAGUCAAGCUCCACUCAAACUGAACACUGAUCACAAAUGUUGCCGACCUCUUGACCCGCGACACUUCGCCAACCCGCAGAAGUUCUAAACCUAUCGUAGUCGAUAGUUGUAGUAUUUAGUUAAAAUGCCAGCGAUAUAUAUCGUUGCACUUGUGUACAUACGAAUUCACUCGAUUGGGCUUGAUGAUGCCACUUCAAUGCCAAUCGCUCUCAUCUACACUCACAUUCGACGCCUUUCCCAUGUACGUUUCUUGUCUACUUAAUCUUAAGGCUGUUUCGA